AAUGGUCUGGUGGUGAGUCCAUCUGAGAUGUUCAAGCUGAAGUCCUGUAUCCGAAGGAAGACUGACUCCAUCGACAAGCGUUUCUGCUUCGACAUCGAAGUGGUGGAGAGGCAUGGCAUCGUGACUCUCCAGGCUCUGUCUGAGUCCAACAGAAGGCUGUGGCUGGAGGCUAUGGAUGGCAAGGAGCCGAUUUACAAUCUUCCAGCCAUUCUGAGCAAGAAAGAAGAGACGUACCUAAACGAGGCAGGGUUUAAUUUUGUGAGGAAAUGUAUUGACUUGGUGGAGGUACGAGGGAUCAGCACGUUGGGCCUCUACAGAAUAGGAGGGGUCAACUCUAAGGUCCAGAAGUUGAUGACCACUGUGUUUGCAACCAAGGCUCCAGUUGAUAUGAACCUGGACCCAGACACCUGGGACAACAAGACCAUCACAAGCGGCCUGAAGAAUUACCUCAGGUGUCUCUCUGAGCCUCUGCUGACCUUUAAGCUCCACAAAGACUUCAUCAUGGCCGUCAAGUGUGAAGACCAGAACUACAGGGUGAGGGCCGUCCAUGCCUUGGUCCACAAGCUGCCUGAAAGGAACAGGGAGAUGAUGGAGCUACUGAUCAAACACCUCGUCACAGUGUCCACCCACAGCCAGUUCAACCUGAUGACUGUGUCCAACCUGGGUGUGAUCUUCGGGCCCACGUUGAUGAGGUCACAGGAGGAGACGGUGGCCGCCAUGAUGAACAUUAAAUUCCAGAACAUCGUGGUGGAGAUUCUCAUCGAGAACUUUGACAAGAUCUUCCACCAGCCUCCAGACCCCAACGUACCUCUGCCCCAGCCCCAAUCCCGACCAAGCUCACGAAGGAGCAGGGCCAUCUGCCUGUCCACAGGCCCUAGGAAGCCUCGCAGCAUCUACACCCCAACACUGUGCCUUGCAGACGCUGACAGUGACACGUUCAGCAGCAGUCCAGGCAGCACCCCCUUGGGAAGCAUGGAGUCCCUCUCCUCCCACUCCUCUGAGCAGAACAGCUCCUCCAAGACAACUGGCACUUCCUCCCACCACCAGCCCAAAGACAAGGCUUCCUAUCCCCCUGGCCUGUGGCUGGGGAUGGGUCAGGGGACGAGCCAGUGGCUCGGGAUGGGUCAGGGUACCAGCCUGAAGCAGGGGAUGGGUCAGGGGACCAGCCUGGGGCAGGAGAUGGGUCAGGGGACCAGUAUGGGGCAGGAGAUGGGUCAGGGCCCAACCCUGGGUCUCCGUCGCUCCCCUCACAGCUCUCUUCCAACGGGCCAGGGAAGGGAAGGAAGACGUGGAGACAGGGAGGACAGACGGGAGUCGGAGGGAGAUGCUCUGAGUCUGUCCUCAACCAGCACCACAGCUACACCCAGGGGGUCCAUCGGCCCGAAGAAAGCCCCCCACUCCCAGACGGAUCUCCGGCCGGUGCCCGUGACCCAACUGACCCAGCUGAACCGCUCAGCCGCUCCCUCUCUGAGGUCACUGUAUAUAUCUGAAGGCCGUAGGAGUCUGGCAGGUUCAGUCCAGAGUCUGUCUGCCGUGACGCUGGACCAGAAAGACCAACAGAAGGAUCGGAAGGAGAGUGUAGAGUCUACAGACCCCCCAGACCGCCCUCCUAAACUAGUCACCCGUCGGAGAUUGGACAGACCGGACAAGAUGGAGUCCUCCAGCAACGGAUACCAGAGACCAGGAUCAGUGGUUGCUGCAAGAGCCAUGUUGUUUGAAACCUGCCCUUCAGCGGCGCAGACCACACCUGUUGGAAGGUAG
Oncorhynchus keta (chum salmon) is the source of this 1761-nucleotide messenger RNA. Its product is annotated as rho GTPase-activating protein 42-like. NCBI's taxonomy places the organism in Eukaryota, Metazoa, Chordata, Actinopteri, Salmoniformes, Salmonidae. The annotation marks the transcript as partial. Gene Ontology annotation, molecular function: GTPase activator activity. Gene Ontology annotation, biological process: signal transduction. The record is from RefSeq and is a predicted model, not a curated record. The transcript has 14 exons.